AUGGAGCCAGAAAACGAUCAGCCGGGACUGGUAGACCUUGUGUCAGACAGUGAGAGCGAUGAAGAAGUUUUCGAUCACCUCAACCCCCUUGGAAAUGAACCAGUUCACAGCAGCAUCAUCACCCCGUCGCACGGAGAUCCGAUGAGCGCAAUGCGAAGUCUGUUUCCGACAGAUCGGUCUCCGAGGUGUCUCUUGCCAGGUAGGCAAGAAACAUCCGACAACGAUUUGAGUGGCUCGUCGAGUGGGAAUGGUGGCGAUAGUGCGAAUCCAGCAGUUUCCACAACCGCUGGGAUUGUUGGUUCAAAGACUCAAAAACCUGUGAUCGUGGACAUCAUUGAUGAGGACGACAGCAGUGGAAGUCACACCGAAGCUGGAAGUGAUAGCGAUAGUAAAGGAUUUCGGGUGCUGCCAGGUUCGAGUUCAAAUGCAGAAUCAGACCGACGGGCGCAUCAAAAUCGGGAGGAAGAUGGGACGAACAGCAAACAUACCACCACGAUCGAUCUGUCACAGCUGUCUGAUGAAGAUGACGAAGACUGGCGACGCGCGAUUGCACUUUCUUUGCGGGACUCAACGGCACAGAACGCUGGUAACGAUAGCCCGAGCGAGAAGAACAGCAGUAAAACAGAAUCUGAAGAUGAAGACCUCAAAAAAGCCAUCGCACUGUCUCUAUUAGAUACAGAUGCCGUGGGUGGACCUAACAGUAGUGCCAGCUGUAGCUCUCCAAAAGGCAACGACCAAAGAGGCAUCCUGACCGCCAAGCCAGAACGAAGACGAGAAAAGAGCAAAGAGACUAAGAUAAAUGGCAUAGACGCGGCUGUACAACACGCAGAAGGUGGCAUGGAAAAAUCAUCAGAUACCAUAGCGAUAGCAACAACGUCGUCGGAUACUCUGGUAACAUCCACCCCAGAGCCCGACUCCAUUGCAGGUUCUACCUUGAAGACAAACACAAAACCCCUGGACCGCGACGCAUCAACUAAAAAGUCGGGGUUUAGCAUUCUCGCUCUGAACCGCAAACAGAUGGAAGAGGAACGACUCGCAAGACUCAAGCGCAAGCGCGAGGGUGACAUGAACAGUGUCAACGGCAAGGACUCAAAGACACUCCGCCUUGACCAAAACGCCUCGUCAGAAACUCGAAAAACAAAAAUCUCACCUCCUCCUUCACAACGACGAGCGCAUAGAACAGGUACUCAAGAGACAUCAAUAUCUCGUCCGAUAGGUGUGAACCGCAAUGCAGCAGGACAAGGCAUUCCAAGCACAUCAGCAUCAUCCAUUCGCAACCACUCAUCUGCUCCUUCAACUACACCACAGCUCUUCCCAGAAGGUAAGAUCUUCAAGACGGCCCUCGCCGACUCAAGCAAUGUAUCGUCCAUCGGCACCAUCUCUUUUGACCAACUUGUUUCCCCAUCCACAUCUCUUGAAUCAGCUCUGCUCUCAUCUUUCAUCUGGGACUUUGACUGGCUCUUUCCACACUUUGACACCAAACGCACAAAGUUCCAGCUCGUCAUGCACGGCAAAUCCGCCUCGCAACGCACGUCCAUCACGUCCGACUUCAGCGGCUUAAACAAUGUCCGCAUUACCUUUCCGCCAGUGGAAGGAAUCACCAAUUGUAUGCACAGCAAGCUCAUGCUUCUCUUCUACCGUGACGAGCUUAAACCUGCACUGGCACCGCCGCUCGGGGUGACGACACGCUUGGGGGAUGGAGAAACGAAGGAGCAGGACUGGUCUAAGAGAUGCCGCGUUGUUAUUCCGACGGCCAAUCUCGUCGGCUUCGACUGGGGAGUCGGCUCCUUCAUGGAGAACACUGUAUUCCUGAUUGAUUUGCCGUUAAAGUCACCAGGGGUAGACACGAGGACGCAGUUCGAGACAUCGCUGAGAGCCUUCCUCAAGGCCCAGACGGUGCCCGACGACGUCCUCACAAAACUGUCCAAGUUCGAUUUCGAUCGCGCCUCACACCUCGCCUUCGUGCAUACCUUGGGUGGUGCGCACACGAACCGGCAAGUCAUCCAGAGUACGGGCUUGCCAGGACUUGCCAAUGCAGUGGCGCAGCUGGGUCUCGCGACCUGUCGAGACCUUCAGCUCGACUACGUCACGUCCUCGCUAGGCAAUCUGAACGAAGCAUUCAUGCGUAAUGUCUACUGGGCGGCACAGGGUGACAUUUCAAGUUUUGGUCUCGCCGCUGCGUCGAUGUCGUCAUCAUCUUCGACAUCUCGCUCCGAAGCGAGGGACAACCCAGCAGGCCUGCUGGACGGUGCAAGGGGGAAGGAGAAACAGGAGGAAGAUGCAUGGAGGAGGAAUUUUCGGAUAUACUACCCUAGCGACACGACGGUACGGACUUCCAAAGGAGGCAUGCAAAAUGCGGGCACCAUCUGUUUCUCGGGCAAAUGGUGGGCGCAGCAGUCUUUUCCACAGUCCAACUUGCGCGACUGCAUUAGUUUACGCGAGGGAUUGCUGAUGCACAACAAAAUCCUGUAUGUCAGACCUACUCUUGCUACACUGGCUGGCACAGCGGUACCGCAUUCGUCUUCACACGAACACAGCAGGUCCAUUUUACAGCCACAACGGCCCUGGGUCUAUUUGGGAAGCGCGAACUUGUCUGAGAGUGCUUGGGGAAAACUCGUUGAGGACAGAUCGACCAGGCAGCCUAAGCUCAACUGUCGAAACUGGGAAUGUGGAGUCAUCAUCCAGGUGCCUCUGACGGACGAGCAGACAGAGACAACUGGGCUCGUUGAGUCUGGGCAAGCUCACAGCGAGGAGAGUCUUGCUGUCUUUGAGCAGACAGUCGGAGCUCCCAUGAGAUUUCCCGGCGAGAGCCUUGUACAAAUGGGGAAGAAGCCGUGGACUUUGUUCGAUUGA
Molecule: messenger RNA, 2853 nt
Organism: Exophiala spinifera
Lineage: Eukaryota; Fungi; Ascomycota; Eurotiomycetes; Chaetothyriales; Herpotrichiellaceae
Exons: 3
Coding region: 1-2853 (950 amino acids)
Biological process (GO): double-strand break repair; single strand break repair
Cellular component (GO): nucleus
Molecular function (GO): single-stranded DNA binding; 3'-tyrosyl-DNA phosphodiesterase activity; double-stranded DNA binding
Source: RefSeq, a predicted model, not a curated record